This is a messenger RNA of Vigna umbellata (rice bean), 1346 nucleotides long. RefSeq lists its product as uncharacterized. The record is from RefSeq and is a predicted model, not a curated record. NCBI's taxonomy places the organism in Eukaryota, Viridiplantae, Streptophyta, Magnoliopsida, Fabales, Fabaceae.
UAAAAUGAGAACAAAAACUGAUGUAGGGUGAAAGGAUGCAUCCAAUCUUUUGCCAUGCUUGAAAUGACCACAAAAAAAGAACAUGAAAAGAUGUAGUUGUUAGGUUUGGAAGUUGAAACAUAUUACCACCACCCAUGUUUAGUUGAGAAAUAAGAAAGCUACUAAGAUGCACAAUUUUUGUAUUGCUUUGAUGGACUCUGUGAUCUUUCCUUUUCCAAAAUUAGGAACGCUAAAUGAGGAACCAUCUCGUAUCUCACAUGACAUUGUUGGUGUCCUAGAUAGGACCGCAACAGAAGGGUGAAGCAGAUGCACAUGCACGUGUGCAUGUGUGUGAUUAAUAUUACGGUAUUCUAUUCCAUGAGUUAGAAGAUAUAUACAGUUUUACUUUUAUCUCUCUAUAGUAUUAUUACCUUACCAUCUUCCAAAUUCAAACAUGGAUGCACGUGCCUAAAAUCCCUACAUUUUCCUUGUCCUCAACCUUCCAACCACUCAGAAAAUAUAUAAAUGGAAUGGGAGAAGAAUAAGAGAGCACGAGAAGAUGAUGGAAUCGAGAUUGAAUCUUCUUCUGAAAGUAAUAUCAGUGCAAAGAAGAGAAAUGCAUAUGGAAUAAGCUUGGCGAAGGAGAAGAAGAAGGAAAUGGAAGAGGAAGAUUAUUUGGAGGCAUGGGAUUCACACUUGGCAAUGGGAGUGUUUGAUUUUCCUUGGCUGAAAGAUGGUGUCAUAUCAAAAUCAGAUCAAUGCUUGGAUUUUGAAGACAAUUUCUCAUCAUCUCUAGAACACCAAGACACUCUAUUCAAACAGAAUGUUGAUUUCUCUGCAGAAUGUGGCUUGUGUAUAACUCCAGAGGUACCAAUGGUUCAUACUGAAGACGCUGAAUUGGUAGAGGAUUUGUGGCAACCAUUUGAGAGUAAUGGGUUGGAGUUAGAAGCAGAAGAUGGAGAUUCUAUCUGGAACUCUCUUCUCAAUAGGCCUCUUUGACAGAAUUUGGAUUCUUUGUAUCCAUAAUUCAAGAAGUUCUUGGGAUUGGUGCUCAAGAUUUUGGAAUAAGAAAUGCAGUAGAUGUAUAUAUUGGAUGAGUUCUAUUCAUGGCAGACAUGUUCAAACUCACACUUUGAUGAUCUGAAAAAUGUCAGCAAACACCAAAGGUAGAGAGAAAUUGGCAACCAGCAUUGGAUAUUAUUCCUUCAUGUUUAUGGUUUUCAGUUACAAUCAUGGAUUUCUGAACUUAGGGUUUAGUGUCUAUUCAUCAAUUCUAGUUCCUGACCAAUUUUUGUUACACUUUUUUCUUUGAUUGUCCAAAUAAAAUUACCUAGACUUGUAUUUUGGUCAAUUAUAAAAUGCUUUAU